Molecule: messenger RNA, 1160 nt
Organism: Vigna unguiculata (cowpea)
Lineage: Eukaryota; Viridiplantae; Streptophyta; Magnoliopsida; Fabales; Fabaceae
Product: transcription factor MYB53-like
Source: RefSeq, a predicted model, not a curated record
ACUAAGUUUCCCUUCUUGGAAGGAGAAGACAAAGAAGAAAUACCAUAAAAUCAUAGAGAUGGGAAGAUCUCCUUGCUGUGAUGAAAGUGGUUUGAAGAAGGGUCCUUGGACAACCGAGGAAGAUCAGAAGCUUGUUAACCACAUUCAAAAAUAUGGUCAUGCAAGCUGGAGGGCACUUCCAAAACUUGCAGGACUCAACAGGUGUGGCAAAAGUUGCAGGUUAAGGUGGACGAACUACUUGAGACCUGACAUUAAAAGAGGAAAGUUUUCCAAAGAGGAAGAACAAACAAUUCUUGAUCUCCAUGCCAUCCUCGGAAACAAAUGGUCCGCAAUAGCAAGUCACAUACCUGGUAGGACAGAUAAUGAAAUAAAGAAUUUUUGGAACACUCAUCUGAAGAAGAAGCUGAUUCAAAUGGGUUAUGAUCCAAUGACACACCAGCCUCGAACUGAUGAUGUUCUCACAGGCUUGUCUCAUCUCAUAGCACUGGCUAACCUGAAACAACUUUUGGACAAUCAGCAUCAACCAUGGGAACAGAACCUUGCAAGGCUUCAACAAGAGGCCAUCCAAUUAGCCACCCUCCAAAGCUUACAACAACACCUCCUGCACCCACAAUUCACUGAGGCAGAUCUUAACUCAGUUAAUAGCAUGACAAACAGUACCUUCAUGAUGAACCACGACAACGACAACGUCAAUGUUUCAAAUGAUACCAGUGCUAUGUCAUGUAAUGGAAUUGGCAGAGUCCAAUUGGCUAAUGAUUCCACCCCUUUCUCUCACAUGCCUGAGUUGAAAACACCACCUUCUUCUUCUGUUGAAUUGAGUGAUAAGGACAUGGUUCAAUUACAUCAAGGAGAAAAUUACCCUAAUUCUCCGUGGCUUUUUUCGUGUUCUAGCACUACCCCUUCUUCUCCUUCUUCCCAUGUUGUUCCACCAGUGACGUCGGAGGUUUCAUUCACUAAUGUGGACGAUAAUUGCACCGUUUGGCCAGAGAUCCUGCUAGAGGACCCUUUGUUCAGAAUGAUUUCCUAGUUUCAGAUUACUCCGUGUAAUGUCACAGACUGGAAUACAGUGCUAUAGUCAUAAUUUUUUUAAUAUCGAUGUGUGUUUGUUUACAUGCAUAUACCUUGUACUCUCUUUUAUAAAUUUUUAUUUAUUUUUUCAU